CAAGAAUUAAUUUACAGCUUUGGGCCUGGAAGCUCUCGGUCUGGCAAUUAUCCAAGGAUUGAUAAGAUCUGUUAUUGCAAUUAACCUUUGGAAGGAUUAUUGCCUGGAGUUUUCUGUGUGUGAAUGUCAUGAAUUCACAGAAGCUAAAUAAAGAGGGGGUUUUCAGGACAAGGAGUCUGUUUCUUGGUUCUGCUAAGGCUGGGUCAGAACACAACCUAAUAUGCCAUAAUUCUUUUUUUCUAAUGAAAACAGAUAUUUAUUGCCACCACCCAUGCUGACAUCUUUAAUGAAGAGCUGCCAGGAUAAGAAUUGGCUUGGCAGGUCAAUUAAGCAAUUCCUGGAAAGACACUAGUGCUCCGCAGAUAUAUACACCUUUUUCUGACUUCUUUUCCUUUGCUUGAAACUGAGGUUUAUCCUGAGCAUCUCAUGAAAGACUGAUUUGUAAUCUCCCCUGCUCAGCUGUCCUGUGAGAAGUGAAGAACAAUGGCUUCACCAGAGGAAAAAGAAAAUAUUAAAAUAUUAUUUCAGCAUCAACAUUCAUUUAUGGUUACAAAGAUAAUAUUUACUUCCUGUGAAUUUGGAAUAUUUGACUUGCUGAGAGAGUCAGGUAAAUCUCUCUCCUCAGCGAUUAUUGCUGAACGUUUAAAUGCCAGUCUCACUGGAAUGGAGAUGCUGCUGAACUGUUGUGUAACUUUAAAUCUUCUGAAAAUGGAACGAAAGGACAACAGAGGUCUUUAUGAAAAUACAGAAUUUGCCAAUCUCUACCUGGCAAAAUCAAGUCCAAAAUCUCAAUAUUAUGCCCUGAAGUUUUUCUCUGAUUUUAUCUACCCAGGAAUGAAAUACUUGCCUGAUGCAGUGAGGGAAGGAAAGAAUCAGAUUUCAUCAAUAACUGGAGUUUCCUCAAACAAUUUAUUUGAGGCUUUUUACCGGUCAGAAGAAAACAUUGAAGUCUUUUUCAGGUAUAUGAAUGAGGCUUGGAGUUUGCAUGGAAGAGAAGUACUGACUGCAUUUGAUCUUUCUGAAUUUGAAUUCAUUUAUGAUAUAGGUGGAAGCUGUGGUGCCUUAUCUAAGGAACUGAUUGCAAUCUAUCCAAAUUGUGCUGUGACCCUUUUUGACCUUCCUGAAGUAGUGGAAACAUCAAAGAAGUUUCAUGGCUUCUCAGAAGCAUCGCGGAUUACUUUGCAUGGAGGGGAUUUUUUAAAAGAUCCAAUUCCUGAAGCAGAUUUGUACAUUUUUGCCAGGAUCCUGUUUACUUGGAAUGAUGAAAAGUGCCUGCAGUUGCUAAACAAAGUGUUUAAUGUCUGUAAGCCUGGUGGUGGAGUAUUAAUUGUGGAACCAACAUUAGAUAAAGACAAGACUCUGCCUUUUCCUAUUGCCAUGUACUCCCUCAUAGUGCUGCUUAAUACUGAAGGAAAAGUACGGACCCCAUCAGAGUAUCAUUCAUUCCUCAGCUCAGCUGGCUUCAAAGAUAUACAGCUAAAGAAAGGAAAUCUAUUUGAUGUCAUUUUGGCCAGAAAAUAAUGUUGCUAAAGUUGCUUCAUGCCUGCCAAGUGUUGAAAGAAAAUUAUUUCAAUGUACUGUACAGUAUCUACUGACUUUGAUUAUACAGUGAUAUGACUGUAUAAUCUCACCUUGCCUGAAGUUAUCAAAGUACAAUUGGAGAUCCCUGUCUUAGAUGAUAUAUCUGGAAAUUCAUAUAUAUCUCUAUCUCUAUCUCUAUCUCUAUCUCUAUCUCUAUCUCUAUCUCUAUCUCUAUCUAUCUAUCUAUCUAUCUAUCUAUCUAUCUAUCUAUCUAUCUAUCUAUCUAUCUAUCUAUCUAUCUAUGAUUACUAAGUAUAUACUUAACAAAGUUUUGUUAGAAUUUGGAUUUGGAAAAAGAACAGCAAAAAAAGGCUAUGCACUCUAUUAUUAUCUUAAUUUCCAAGUUUUUAGAGACAGCUAAAACUGAAUUUAUGGUACAAAUGCUGGCUAAAACUAUUUGUGUCUAACCAUGAAAUACCAUAAUAAGAAUAAAAAAUAAGUCAAUUUA
Pantherophis guttatus is the source of this 2029-nucleotide messenger RNA. Its product is annotated as acetylserotonin O-methyltransferase-like. Gene Ontology annotation, molecular function: protein dimerization activity; O-methyltransferase activity. Lineage: Eukaryota; Metazoa; Chordata; Lepidosauria; Squamata; Colubridae. The record is from RefSeq and is a predicted model, not a curated record.